AUGCACCGCAAGCAUCCAGGUGAGCGAUGUUUGCCAAUGGAUCGCUCCCUCCGACCUGGCACUGUUGAUGUGCUCCCGCGGUGGCGGCGCUGGCGGGGUGACGGUCUAUGGCCUGAUCGAGUGGGUGAAAAAGAAGGGCUGCUCCAACGGGGUCAGGACUUUGACCUUGAGGUGGAACUCUCCGAGAAGAUCGGGCACCUGAUCCGCGAGGCCCAGCAAGGCGCGGUGCUGGCGGCCACGGACUUCCAGCUGCAGCUCAUCGCCGUGCCAGCCAAUGAGAAGAAGGCUGUGGAGCUUCUGCGCACGAUCCCAGAGAAACCCCCGCUGGGGGCUUUGCGCCUGCAGGAGCCCUCCGCAAGAGGUGCCAGGGUGGAGGCGGAGGCGAAGCCUUUGGCCAGCCGCCAGCAGGUGGAGGCCGUGCUGCGGCGCCCGGCGUUCCCUUCGGCGUCGGCGCUGAACGGGGAGCAGCUGCUGGCGGUGCAGCGGGGCCUGCAGCGGCCCUUCUCUACGGUGCAGGGGCCGCCAGGCACUGGCAAGACCUCCUUCCUUGUGAGCCUCAUCGCCAGCACGCUGAGUUUGGAGCUGCACUCGCAGAUGAAGCACAGGGAGCCGCCGCGGCUCCUGGUGCUUGCGCCCUCCAACCACGCGGUGGACGAGAUCGUGCGGCGCCUGGUGCGGGACACGGAGAUCCCGGGGCACUACGUGAGACCCGCAUCUACUCCCGCUCCAUUGAGAAUACUCACGGCGACAGCUUCAAGGGCAGCCCCCAGCUUCGGCACGACGUCUUCGACGUGA
Effrenium voratum is the source of this 795-nucleotide messenger RNA. The record is from the annotation of a GenBank genome assembly. NCBI's taxonomy places the organism in Eukaryota, Dinophyceae, Suessiales, Symbiodiniaceae.